Aureobasidium pullulans EXF-150 is the source of this 1272-nucleotide messenger RNA. RefSeq names its product HAD-like protein. Lineage: Eukaryota; Fungi; Ascomycota; Dothideomycetes; Dothideales; Saccotheciaceae. The coding region runs from base 1 to 1272 and encodes 423 amino acids. The transcript has 4 exons. The record is from RefSeq and is a predicted model, not a curated record.
AUGUCAAUCAUGAGAAGCUCCAUCAUGCGCAGCAGCCGCACCGCUGUUUCGCAACCUCUGCGUUCAACAACCUUCAUUCGCAGCUAUGCCAACAAGCAGAACAUGGACGCAAAUCAAGGCCAGAGCAGCCCCGGCACCGCCUCCAACGUCGGCAACCCCGUCAGCUCAAGCCCAGAGUCAAACAAGAUCAACCAGUCGCGCGCCACCGAUGCCCGUACCGGUUCGCCCGAUACCGCCAGUGUGCAGACCCCCGUCAGCAACCCCAAGGGUGCAGCCACUGGACAGCAGGGAGAAGACAGCAGCACACAGCAGGCCUUCAAGCAGGAUCCCAACGCUCCCGCCAGCGAGAAGAGAAAGAAUGUCGAGGCUAAGGGUCAGCGUCCUCUUGACCCUGCCGACAAAGCAGAAGCACAUCCUGCUGUUCAAAAGCAUUUAUCUUCGGAUCACCUAUCCUUGAAGCUAAUAUUCAUAUUUGACAACAUCCAAAAUACAGGUAGGCGGCAAUGUGAAGAAGGCCUACGCAGUACGAGUACACGCCAUCCAUCCUGCAAAGCUCAAGACAUCAUGCCGAUCAGAACCGUCCUCUUUGACUUCAUGGGAACCUGCCUCGACUGGCACUCCAGCAUCAUCGCAGCUCUACCUCAAGACAUACCAGAACAAGACCGUUCUUCUUUCGCUCUACAAUGGCGACAGACCUACUUCGACGCUAAUACCAAGCGCAUAGCCGAUGGCUUGCCGACCGAAAACAUCGACGUUACCCACUCCAAGACAUGGGAUCAGAUGCUGACAAAGGACUCUUUCGCGAACUACCUGCCACUACUUCAGACAGUCGGGGUCAAAGAUAGAUGCAUAACUGCCUGGCAUUCGCAACAAGCAUGGCCAGACGUCGCUCUUGCACUACAGCGUUUGCGUGAUGAAGGCUAUGAGGUCGUGGUUCAUGCGAAUGGCACCACACGCUUACAGCUUGACUUGUGUCGCUCCUCUGGCUUGCAGUUCGAUGCAUUAUUUUCAUCGCAACUACUCGGGGUGUACAAGCCUGCGAAGGAGAAUUAUCUGAAAGCGUUGGAGUUGUUGCAGAGAGAUACUUCUGAGUGUGUCAUCGUAGCUGCACAUGCGUAUGAUUUGCGUGGAGCGAAAGCUGUAGGAAUGAAGACUGUGUAUGUUUAUCGAUGGACUGAUGAUGUGAAGGAGAAUCAGGAAGUGGUGAAGAAAGAGAAUGAGGCGUGGUUAGAGAAUAUGGAUAAUCUCGAUCAAGUCAUCGGGAGUCUCUAG